UCUCUCAAACUCCCACCAUGUAAGACUCCCACCAUUUCCUCACCACCCCACUAACUUCUAAACUUGAAACUAAUCCCAAACUUCACACACCCAGAAUAAAGCUUCCAACACCAACCGCCACAAAACCAUGCACAUGCAAAAUCCUUAUCAACCCAUCAAAGAAGACUCUGAGUCCACCGCAGAAAAUUACUCUGCCCCCGGAGAAAAACCCAUUUUUCAUUCCGCCACAUGAGCUGAACCCACUUCAGAAACUAGUAACCUCGGUCCUAGACAUGGUUGAAAAUUCAGUGAUCAUGGAAUUAGAAAAGAAACACGGGCUGACCCGGAUUGUCGACCCGGAGGUUCAGCUGGAGGGGAAUUUUGCCCCUGUCAGGGAGUGCCCCGUUCAGCACGGUCUCCAGGUGAUGGGUCAGAUUCUGGCGGGUCUAUGCGGGGUUUAUCUGAGAAACGGAGCCAACCCGAUGUUCCAACCAACCAACGGCCACCACAUGUUUGACGGCGACGGCAUGAUUCACGCCGUUACGUUGGGACACGGGAACAAAGCCAGCUAUUCUUGCCGCUUCACUCGCACGAGCCGGCUCGAACAAGAAACCGCAUUGGGUAGGCCGAUAUUCCCCAAGCCGAUUGGCGAGCUGCAUGGCCAUUUGGGCGUGGCUCGGCUGGCUUUGUUCUUCGCUCGCUCGAGUAUUGGUUUGGUGGACUCGUCUAGAGGCACUGGCGUCGCUAAUGCUGGGUUAGUUUAUUUUAACGGUCGACUUUUAGCCAUGUCAGAGGAUGAUCUUCCGUAUCACGUCGGCAUCACGAAUGAUGGUGAUCUCGAAACGAUCAGACGGUUCGAUUUCAACGACCAGCUUGAAUGGUCCAUGAUUGCUCAUCCUAAGGUGAACCCUAUCACAGCUGAACUUUACGGUGUAAGUUACGACGUUAUAAAAAAGCCGUACCUGAGGUACUUCAAAUUCGACACGUGCGGGAAUAAGUCAUGUGACAUACCCAUUUCCCUCCAACAGCCGACUAUGAUUCAUGACUUCGCAAUUACGGAAAGUCACGUGAUCAUCCCGGAUCACCAAGUUGUGUUCAAGCUAUCUGAGAUGAUCCGGGGUGGGUCACCCGUUAUCCACGACCCGAACAAGACAUCCCGGUUCGGGAUUUUGACCAAAAAUGCAAUGGAUGAAUCGGGAAUUCAAUGGAUUGAUGUACCAGACUGCUUUUGCUUCCAUUUAUGGAAUGCAUGGGAGGAAAAUACGAAAGAAGGCGAUCUGGGUAUCGUGGUUAUCGGGUCGUGCAUGACCCCGCCCGAUUCAAUUUUCAACGAACGUGACAAACCGCUCCGAAGUGAAUUAUCCGAGAUCCGGCUCAAUUUGAAAACGGGCGGGUCGGCCCGACGGGUCGUUGUUGCCGGCCUGAAUUUAGAAUCCGGACAAGUGAGCAAGUGGCGACUUGGCCAGAAAACCCGGUACGCCUACUUGGCAAUAGCCGAGCCGUGGCCGAGGUGUUCCGGCAUUGCCAAGGUUGAUUUGGUGACAGGAGAAGUGACCAAGUUUUCAUAUGGUGAUGAGAGAUUUGGCGGUGAACCGUGUUUCGUGCCCGAAAAGAUGGCCGUAGAGGAAGAUGAAGGGUGUGUGAUGAGCUUUGUGAGAGAUGAGAGGAGAGAGAGGUCUGAGUUGGUGAUAGUGAAGGCUUCAAAUAUAAAGCAAGCGGCCUCAGUGAGGUUGCCUUCUAGAGUGCCUUAUGGUAUCCAUGGCACAUUUGUUAGUUCACAAGAUUUAAAUGAACAAGUUCUAUGUUAA
Messenger RNA from Camellia sinensis, 1787 nucleotides. RefSeq names its product 9-cis-epoxycarotenoid dioxygenase NCED6, chloroplastic-like. NCBI's taxonomy places the organism in Eukaryota, Viridiplantae, Streptophyta, Magnoliopsida, Ericales, Theaceae. Gene Ontology annotation, biological process: carotene catabolic process. The record is from RefSeq and is a predicted model, not a curated record. Gene Ontology annotation, cellular component: chloroplast stroma. Gene Ontology annotation, molecular function: carotenoid dioxygenase activity.